AUGGACAGAUACGCGAGCAUGAAAUUCUACCUCACACUCACCGUCCUCCUCCUGAUCGCUUUCGCCGGUGUCAACGGACUAAUACUUGGCUUUGCUUAUCAGCGACGCUAUGUAGGCUGUUUGUGGUACGCACUGGCGUGCUCGAAUUUCGUUAGCAACGUGCCACGCCAACAACAAUGUUUGGCUUUGCCGAAACACCUCAUUAGGCAUGAAAUUAGGAUGCAAGAUCUAAAAGCAAAGACGAAGGUGAAUUGGGCGUUGAAGGAGCUGUUUUCCUUCGACCAAGUAGAAGAUGCUUUCGGAGAGGUCACAUCUGUUGGUACGGAUGGCAAUGCUGCAGUGGAGACUGCAUGUGGUACCGUUUGUGCCGAUAAGCUGCUGAUGCCAUGA
Messenger RNA from Mesocestoides corti, 390 nucleotides. The record is from the annotation of a GenBank genome assembly. Lineage: Eukaryota; Metazoa; Platyhelminthes; Cestoda; Cyclophyllidea; Mesocestoididae.